CACACAUGGCUUCUUCAAGCAAUCAAAAUUUCAUUUUCUUGUUAAUUUUCUUUCUCGCUGUCCACAAAACAUCGUCAUCAUUUGGAAAUUAUUCGUCCACCGAAGGAGUCUUACUAUUCUCACCUAAACAUGUUAUCAUCAUCAACAAAUUGGUCACACUUGCAACGUUGAUUGUGCAUUGUAGGAACAAAGGGGACGAUUUAGGGGUAAUAAGCCUCCAACAUUUAGCUCGUUUUCAUUUCAGGUUUCGCGUCAAUCUUCGUAAAACAACAAAGUACACUUGCAGUUUCGAGUGGCCCGGCAAUACAGCUACGUUUGAUAUUUUUAGAGCUGAUAGAGACGAUAAUCCAAGAAGUAAAUAUGGAGUUUGCAGCGAAUGUAUUUGGAGUAUUUAUGAGCCAGCUCCUUGUCGUGAUAGACGUGAUGGAGGCCAGCCUCAGUGUUUUCCUUGGGCUUCUUAGUCAUUUAAAAUAUUUUUCCCUUCAUUUACUUUAGUAAUAAUAUAAAUAAAAUAAUUUGGUGUUUGAAUU
Molecule: messenger RNA, 530 nt
Organism: Arabidopsis thaliana (thale cress)
Lineage: Eukaryota; Viridiplantae; Streptophyta; Magnoliopsida; Brassicales; Brassicaceae
Product: Plant self-incompatibility protein S1 family
Exons: 1
Coding region: 6-461 (151 amino acids)
Cellular component (GO): extracellular region
Source: RefSeq, marked reviewed